AUGGCUGAUACUUCAUCUAUGACUGGGGAUGACCUUGUUGGUCAACUCCAGCAAUGGUGUAUAGACCAGGCGGCCAAGUCCGCGUACGACCUGAAGAUGCUGGAAAGCAGGACGGAAGUGAAACUGAAAGACCUGGAGGGGAGGAUGAAUAACCUGUCGCUAAAUAUAGCGACACAGGUUGCAACGGAUGUUAACAUCAGACUAGAGAAUUGUAUGAAACAAACCAAAUUGGACAUUAAAGAUUUCAAGGGCGAAAUUUAUGAAGAGAUCAAGACGGCUGUAAACGAAUCGAUGAGGAAGUGCUUCCUGAGAGCAGCAAACGCGGGGAUGGCAGUGGAUGACGAGCAGCCCUCCAGGCUGUUUCCGUGUGAGAGCACACCCAUGUGCCCCAACUCCACGCCACUGCCAGAGUGUUCCCUGGAACAACAAGCCGAGCCUCCAAGGCAAACAAGGUUUGUACAGUCACUUGAGGACCUGUCAACAGAAUGGAGCGAGACCUUGUCACCCUUCUGGCCGAAGCAACAUCCAAAAGGAGAAAGGCUCAAUCGUGUUCAAGUGGCAUUUUUGAACUACAUGAUCACAAAGAAAGACCUAAAAG
This is a messenger RNA of Haliotis rubra (blacklip abalone), 598 nucleotides long. RefSeq lists its product as uncharacterized. NCBI's taxonomy places the organism in Eukaryota, Metazoa, Mollusca, Gastropoda, Lepetellida, Haliotidae. The record is from RefSeq and is a predicted model, not a curated record. The transcript has 3 exons. The annotation marks the transcript as partial.